Molecule: messenger RNA, 547 nt
Organism: Salvia miltiorrhiza (redroot sage)
Lineage: Eukaryota; Viridiplantae; Streptophyta; Magnoliopsida; Lamiales; Lamiaceae
Product: monothiol glutaredoxin-S6-like
Exons: 1
Coding region: 86-475 (129 amino acids)
Source: RefSeq, a predicted model, not a curated record
GAAGUUAUUCUCUCUAGCAUAAAGGUAAAAAGAGUUUAUCCACCUUCAAUUUGACACUACAACUAGCUUGCUCUUGCCCAAGUGCAUGAUCAUCACCUAUAUAUUGAGCUUCAAACAACCCCAAGUUUCUCAUCAUCCCAAAUUUCAAAGAUUUAUUAAGAUGGAAAUGGUGAAGGAAAUAGUGGCAGCGAGCCCCGUGGUGAUAUUCAGCAAAAGCAGCUGCUGCAUGUCGCAUGUGAUUCUGAUUCUGAUACGCGGCUUUGGGGCGAACCCGGUUGUGUAUGAGCUGGAUGGAGCCUCAGCCUCAAAUGGAGUAGAAAUGGAGAAGGCAUUGCUUGCAUUAGGGUGCAACCCCAGCGUUCCCGCCGUCUUCGUGGGGGCUAAAUUUGUUGGUGGAUCUGAUCAAGUUAUGAGCCUCAAUAUCCAAGGAAAGCUCAAGCCUUUGCUUAUCAAGGCCAAUGCUAUUUGGAUGUAGUCUUUCUUUUUGUUUUGGAGUUGAGCAUAUAAUGUUACAUGCUUCCAUGACCGCCGUUUUUGACUUUGUCAG